Homarus americanus (American lobster) is the source of this 3621-nucleotide messenger RNA. Its product is annotated as proline-rich extensin-like protein EPR1. NCBI's taxonomy places the organism in Eukaryota, Metazoa, Arthropoda, Malacostraca, Decapoda, Nephropidae. The record is from RefSeq and is a predicted model, not a curated record. Bases 1 to 3621 code for a protein of 1206 amino acids. The transcript is spliced from 11 exons.
AUGCCUAAACACCUGAGUGGUAGUUCCUCUUCUGCUGCCCCCAAGAGAUCGCAUAAGUCUAUGUCCUUGAGGUCACCAAGACAAUUGUCUCUGGCCCAGCAAGCUGGAUUCAAUGAGGUUACAGAAGAGGAGGUUACUGAGCUCCUCGUCUUUCACGAGAAGGAGCUCAGCAUUGAGGAUCUGCUGGAGCUGGAGGAACGGAAGAAUGAGCAGGCAGCAGAGGAAUCACUACACACCUUCCCUACAUUGAAAACAUUCUGGGUAACGUGUGGACCUGCAGCCAGAUUGUUUUCGAUCUGGACCCUGAUGGUGAAUGCAGCUUCAAGCCAGAGUCUCUACCAGCCCCUCAACCAGAGUCUCCACCUGCCCCUCAGCCAGAGUCUCCACCUGCCCCUCAGCCAGAGUCCACCAGCCCCUAGCCAGAGUCUCUACCAGCCCCUCAGCCAGAGUCUCAACCUGCCCUCAGCCAGAGUCUCUACCAGCCCCUUAGCCAGAGUCUCCACCUCUCAGCCAGAGUCUCCACCUGCCUCAGCCAGAGUCUCUACCAGCCCCUUACCAGAGUUUCCACCUGCCCUCAGCCAGAGUCUCCACCUGCCCCUCAGCCAGAGUCUCCACUUGCCCCUCAGCCAGAGCCCGCCUGCCCUCAGCCCAGAGUCUUCACCUGCCCCUCAGCCAGAGUCUUCACCUGCCCUCAGCCAGAGUUUUCACCUGCCCUCAGCCAGAGUCUUCACCUGCCCUCAGCCAGAGUUUUCACCUGCCCCUCAGCCAGAGUCCCCACCCACCCCACAGCCAGAGUCUCUACCUGCCCUUCAGCCAGAGUGUUCACCUGCCCUCAGUCAAAGUCUCCACCUGACCUCAGCCAGAGUCUCCUUCCGCCCUCAGCCAGAGUCUCUCACCCACUCAGCCAGAGUCUUCACCUGCCCUCCAGCCAGACCAGAGUCUUCACCUGCCCCUCAGUCAAAGCCUCACCUGCCCCUCAGCCAGAGUCUCCACCUGCCCCUCAACCAGAGUCUCCUUCCGCCCUCAGCCAGACUCUCCACCUGCCCCUUCAGCCAGAGUCUCCAACUGCCCCUCAGCCAGAUUCUCCAUCUGACUCCUAGCCAGAGUCUCCACUCACCCCUCAGCCAGAGUCUCUACCAGCCCCUAGCAGAGUCUUCACCUGCCACCAGCCAGACUCUUCACCUGCCCUUCAGCCAGAGUCUCCAACUGCCCUCAGCCAGACCAGAGUCUCCACCUGCCCCUCAGCCAGGAGUCUCUUCCGCCCCUCAGCCAGAGUCUCCACCAACCCCUCAGCUAGAGUCUCCACCUGCCCCUCAGCCAGGAGUCUCCACCUGCCCUCAGCCAGGUCUCCACCCACCUCAGCCAGAGCUCCCACCCACCCCUCAGCCAGAGUCUCCACUGCCUCAGCCAGAGUUCCACCUGCCCUCAGCCAGAAGGUCUCCACCAGCCCUUAGGCAGAGAGUCUCCACCUGCCCUCAGCUAGAGUCUCCACCCGUCCUUCAGCCAGAGUUUCCACCUGCCCCUCAGCCAGAGUCUCCACCUGCCCUCAGCCAGAGCUCCACCUGCCCCUCAGCCAGAGUCUUCACCUGCCCCUCAGCCAGAGUUUUCACCUGCCCUCAGCCAGAGUCUCACCUGCCCCUCAGCCAGAGUUUUCACCUGCCCCUCAGCCAGACCAGAGUCUCCACCUGCCCCUCAGCCAGAGUCUUCACCUGCCCUCAGCCAGAGUCUCCACCUGCCCUCAGCCCAGAGUCUCCACCACCCCCAGCCAGAGUCUCACUGCCCCUCAGCCAGAGUCUUCACCUGCCCUCAGCCAGAGUCUCCACCUGCCCUCAGCCAGGAGUCUCCACCCACCCUCAGCCAGAGCCUCACCUGCCCCUCAGUCAAAGUCUUCACCUGCCCUCAGCCAGAGUCUCCACCUGCCCCUCACAGAGUCUCUUCCGCCCUCAGCCAGACUCUCCACCUGCCCUUCAGCCAGAGUCUCCAGCUGCCCUCAGCCAGAUUCUCCAUCUGACCCUCAGCCAGAAUCUCCACUCACCCCUCAGCCAGAGUCUCUACCAGCCCCUUAGCCAGAGUCACCUGCCACCUCAGCCAGACUCUCCACCUGCUCAGCCAAGAGUCUCCAACUGCCCUCAGCCAGAGCUCACCACCCCUCAGCCAGAGUCUCCACCUGCCCCAACCAGAGCUUCACCUGCCCCUCAGCCAGAGUCUUCACCUGCCACCUCAGCCAGAGCCUCCACCUGCCCUCAGCCAGCCCCCACCCACCCCUCAGCCAGAGUCUCACCUGCCCUCAGUCAAAGUCUUCACCUGCCCCUCAGCAGAGCUCCACCUGCCCCUCGCCAGAGAGUCUCUUUCCCCCCUCAGCCAGAGUCUCCACCCACCCCUCGGCCAGAGCUCCACCUGCCCUCAGCCAGAGCCCCACUGCCCCUGCCAGACCAGAGUCUCACCAGCCCCUCAGCCAGUCUCCACGUGCCCCCAGCAGAGUCCCCACCAGCCCCUAGCAGCUCUCACCAGCCCCUCAGCCAGGUUUCCACCUGCCCCUCAGCAGUCUCUACCCAGCCCCAGCCAGAGUUCCACCCACCCUCAGCCAGAGUCCUACCAGCCCCCAUGAGCUCCACCUGCCCUCAGUCAAAGCCCCACCUGCCUCAGCCAGAGUCUUCACCUGCCCCUCACAGACCAGAGUCUCCACCUGCCCUCAGCCAGAGUCUCUACCAGCCCCUUAGUCAGAGUCCACCUGUCCUCAGCCAGAGUCUCCACUGCCCCCAUUCUUUCUUAGCCAGAGUCUCCACCUGCUCCUCAGCUAGAGUCUCCACUCUGCCCCUGGCCAGUCUCCACCCACCCUCAGCCAGAGCUCCACCCAGCCCCACAGAGUCUCCCCACCUCAGCCAGAGUCUCCACCUGCCCUCAGCUAGAGUCUCCACCCGUCCUUCAGCCAGAGUUUCCACCUGCCCCUCACAGAGUGUCCACCUGCCCCUCAGCCAGAGUCUUCACCUGCCCCUUAGCCAGAGUUCUUCACCUGCCCUCAGCCAAAGUCUUCACCUGCCCCAGCCAGAGUCUUCACCUGCCCUCAGUCAAAGUCUCCACCUGACCCUCAGCCAGAGUUCUUCACCUGCCCCUCAGCCAAGUCUUCACCUGCCCCUCAGCCAGAGUCUCCAUCUGCCCCUCAGCCAGAGUUCUUCACCUGCCCCUCAGCCAGAGUCUUCACCUGCCCCUCAGCCAGAGUCUUCACCUGCCCCCAGCCAGAGUUCUUCACCUGCCCCUCAGCCAAAGUCUUCACCUGCCCCUCAGCCAAAGUCUUCACCUGCCCCCAGCCAGAGUCUCACCUGCCCCUCAGUCAGUCUCCACCUGCCCCUCAGCCAGAGUUCUUCACCUGCCCAGUCUUCACCUGCCCCUCAGCCAGAGUCUCCCCUGACCCUCAGCCAGAGUCUGCUUCCGCCCCUCAGCCAGAGUCUCCACCUGCCCCCAGCCAGAGUCUUCACUUGCCCUCAGUCAAAGUCUCCCCUGACCUCAGCCAGAGUCUUCACCUGCCCUUCAGCCAGAGUCCACCUGCCCCUCAGCCAGACUGGAAUGCCUCUGAGUCAGAACUCUCCAAUAGCCGGCAUUGGCAUUUGCUUGGAAUUUUAA